Alexandromys fortis (reed vole) is the source of this 2666-nucleotide messenger RNA. RefSeq names its product melanoma-associated antigen 11-like. The record is from RefSeq and is a predicted model, not a curated record. Bases 1731 to 2666 code for a protein of 311 amino acids. The transcript has 5 exons. Gene Ontology annotation, cellular component: nucleus. Gene Ontology annotation, biological process: negative regulation of transcription by RNA polymerase II. Lineage: Eukaryota; Metazoa; Chordata; Mammalia; Rodentia; Cricetidae.
UGGGCUUCCUACAUCUGGGGCCUGGGGGGCUUGGAGACAUUUUGUGAGGUUCCCAGGAGGGAGACCAUCAGGCUGGGCUUCCUACAUCUGGGGCCUGGGGGGCUUGGAGCCAUUUUGUGAGGUUCCCGGGUGGGAGACCAUCAGGCAACUCAUCCUGCAUUGGGCACCUUGGAGGCUAAAGUCCUAAUUUGUGGUUCCUGGGGUCCGUCAGAGGGCUCUUCCUGCUCCCUGGAAUUGGGAGCCUGGAGCCGUUUUAUGACCUGACUAGAAGGGUGAAGGCCAUGCCGUGUUUUCUGAGUGGAGGGGAGCAGUUUCUGGGUCAUCAGAGGCCCCUUUAGAAGAGAAAGUUGUCAAACAUGCUAGUGUUGACCCUUUGCUUAGCUUUGGAGUUGGCCUUAACUUUGGAGUUGGCUAGGAGCAAGUUCAAGAGUUGCCUAGACAGAAGCUCCUCCCAUUUCCAUGGUGAAGGUCAGUUGGGAGAGUAGACAGGGGAAGAAGCUCCAGAGAGAGGGGCCUACAGAGUUUCUACUGUGUCCCGGUAGUGAGCACUGCAACAAAUGAGGGCCCAGUUGCCCUAAAAACAUUGAACUAAGUCAGUCACUGUAGACAAAGGAGCGAUGUUUUUCUCCUCUUUGGUUUGUUGUUCUGUUUCUUGAGACAGGGUUCCUUGGUGUGAGAUUGGGCUGUCCUGGAACCAGCUGUGUCGACCAGGCUGGCCUCGAAGUCAGUGAGGUCUGCCUGCCUCAGCCUCGCUAGUGUCGAGAUAAAAGGCUUGUGCCACCACCUCCGCUCCUCUCAAAGGAGUGACUUAUAAGGGGACCGGUUAACCUGACAGUGGCUUUGCAUUCAGCUUGUCUGCGGGACCCUGCUGGACUGAAGAAACGCGCUCUGCCUAGAAGGUACCCAGAUGGUAUUUCCACUGUGGUGCACCUGAAGGAAUUCACCUGUUUCCCCUCCUUCCUCUUGUAUGUGAUGUGCCUUUCCUUCUAUUGCACUCUGUGAAGGAGGAGGGGGAUUUGUCCUGGGGUAAGGCCUCAGAGAUGUAGUGGGAAGGAUCCAGGGCCACCAAGGGGAAACAGUCAGACCUCUGAUAUAAGACAUACAAAAGCAGCCCUUGCUGUCAGCACAGACUAGGCCAACUGUGGAAUGCAGGUAUCACCUCUGACUUGGGGUUGAGGGGAUGAGGUGGAGGCUCACAGGUGGCUUGGACCUGAAAGAUGGAUCUGAGAGUCGGGAAGGGCGUUGUGAGGAACAAGGAGGAAGGAAACUUCAGAAUGUGUGAGAAAAUGCAGGGCCUGCCCCCUUUGCCCAUCUUGAGCAGUAGGGGCCCUGGCAUAUCCAGAGUGGAGACAAAUUCACUUCUAUGUCCUUUCUCAAGACUGUGAGCCUUUUCAGCAUCGGGGACCACCACAGCCCAGAGGGGAGCAGGCCUGAUCGCCAGAGGUGAUAUCCAUUUUCCAUCAGGACUCCAGGGUUGAUAUCAGAUCAGCAGUGGCAGCCACGUCUAGAGAGCAGCGGGAUUCUGCAGAGUGUGGGCCUCCCCCUGAGGACUGAAUCUGAAGGGAAGAGCCAGAGGACCUCACUGGCUGGGCAUAGUCUCUUGCCUUGAAGACGUGGGACCCAGGGGUCACAGGGAAGCUCCCGGAACAAGCCAUUGACAUAGGUCUGUGAGUCUUCAUCUCUGUGAACCACACCUGCCUGUCCUGCCUGUGUUCCCAAGGGAACUCAGCAUGGAUCCUACCACGAUCAGCCAGGGCCUCCACCUCCCUGACAGCGCUCAGUCCCAAAGGGAGGCAAGGGAUCUGGUGGGAGCCCAGGUCCCCAUAUCUGAGGCAGGGGAGGAGGAGGCCACUGCCACCACCUCGGGGUGUGUGUCCCUUGGAGGAAUGCUGAGUUCUCCCCACAGUGCUCAGAGAGCCUCCUCUUCUCCCACCGCCAUGGGCUUCAUUGCAGUGGCACCAUCUGCUCAGGCCUCUGGCAAUCAAUCUAGCCAUGUGGCUAACCCCGAGUCUCCACUGCAGAAUGGGCUCAAUAACAAGAUCGUGGAUUUGGUUCUCUUCCUGCUCCUCAAGUACAGGAGGAAGGAGAUAGCAACUAGGGCAGAAAUUCUGCACAUGGUCAUCGGAGAUCAUGAGGUACACUAUUCCAUGAUCUUUACGAAGGCCGCUGACUGCAUGCGGCUGAUGUUUGGCCUUGAGAUAAUAGAAAAUAACCCUCUUGGGAACCCCCUUGUCCACUCUUACUCUCUUGUCCAUGCUCUUGGGAUCACCUAUGAUGGGAUGCAGCAUGGUUUCCCAGGCAUACCCAAGACAGGCCUGGUAAUAGUCAUACUGUGCAUCAUCUUCAUAGAGGACGACUGUGUCAGUGAGGAGGUGUUGUGGCGUAUAUUGAAUAGGAUGGGGCUCUAUGCCGGGAGGGAUCAUUUCAUGUGCGGGGAGCCCAGGAGACUCAUCACCGCUCUGUCCAGCAAGCUGGUAUUGGGGAGCAAAAAUAACCACAGCCGGUCAUCCAAUAACCUCCCGGCCUGGCGAGCGGGGAUCCUCAGCGCGCAUGCGCGUUCUGGCUACGGAAGCCGGAAGAAGUGUCAGAGGCGGUUGGUUGCUCGGGUUUCUGCUCGCGGCGGCGUUGGCGACGCGGCUGGCUUUGGCAGCAUGAACCCUCUGUGA